Aplysia californica (California sea hare) is the source of this 3400-nucleotide messenger RNA. Its product is annotated as beta-1,4-galactosyltransferase 3. The record is from RefSeq and is a predicted model, not a curated record. Gene Ontology annotation, molecular function: N-acetyl-beta-glucosaminyl-derivative 4-beta-N-acetylgalactosaminyltransferase activity. Bases 159 to 1184 code for a protein of 341 amino acids. Lineage: Eukaryota; Metazoa; Mollusca; Gastropoda; Aplysiida; Aplysiidae. Gene Ontology annotation, biological process: glycosphingolipid biosynthetic process; carbohydrate metabolic process. The transcript is spliced from 8 exons.
ACUCCUAUAACAAUCUCCUCCUGAGAUAGAGAUCCUGUUUUCCCUGUCUCUCGUUCCUCUCACAAAAAUAUCUCGACAAGGCUAGGCCAAAACAAGUGCUCGUCAUCAGCUGUCUUUGUAAACUGUGAGAGCUCCUCUCCUACAAUUUGAGUGCAGUCAUGCGCGGAAUACGUAUCAAGUACGUGGCAGUUCAGCUUGCCGUGGCAGUUUACAUUGGCCUGAUAGCAUUUGCCAUGUUCAACUCUUGCAGUCACUGUGCUGUGACCUCACCAAAAACUCUCAUGAAGGGCCCAGCAGAGGGCAAAUGUCAACUGGACUGGGAUUCUCUCGGUGUCCGUGAGGUGCACAAGUCCUUUGUGCCGACGGAGGAACUGAUACAGUCGGAAAAUCCGGCUGUGAAGAAAGGAGGCGCGUGGGCCCCAACAAAUUGUCAGCCCUGGCAACGUGUUGCCAUCAUCAUUCCGUACAGGGACCGAGUGAACUCGCUCCUCAUCUUCUUACGCAGAAUUCACCGUAUGCUGCAAGCGCAAAAAAUACAUUAUCGUAUAAUUUUGGCAGAGCAGGCAGGGACUGGCCAGUUUAACCGUGGCAAACUGUUCAACAUGGGCUUCCUGGAAGCGAUGAAACUGGACAACUUUGACUGCCUGGUGUUCCACGACGUUGAUCUUCUGCCCGAGGAUGACCGGAACCUGUACCUGUGCGAUGAACAUGGCCGCCAUUUAGAGACUGCUACUGACGAUCUUCGCUAUCAUUUGAAGUACUACAAUUAUGCCGGAGGUGUGGUUGCCAUCAGCGUGAAGAAUUUCAAGGACAUCAACGGUUACGCAAAUGGCUACUGGGGAUGGGGAAAUGAAGACGACGAUUUUUCUGCCAGGAUCACAGAGUCAGGCCUUCUCUUGACCAGACCGCCUGAGCUGACCGGCCGGUACCAAAUGGUUCCGCACCCGAAGAAUUCCAGGGCGUCUUCAGGGAAUAGCAUGUUCUUUGGCUGGCGUACUCGAUGGCAUUCCGACGGGCUGAAUGACCCCGUUGGGAUGAACUACUCAGUGGUGAGGGUGGAGGAGGCAGCGUUGUUCACCCGUGUAGUGGCAGACAUUGGUUCGCCUCCCCCGAGCUCUUCCGUGACCUGGGACCGCAGCAAGGAUGUGUCUUUGUGGUGGUUCUUGUCGUUUUAUUACCCAUAGACUGCUGAUGGAGGUUGUGUGAAUUCUUCGUCUCGGGGGAAAAUGGAUGGAGAGUAUAUAUAUCUAAUUAUUUGAUAAAUAAUAAAUAUAUAUACAUUUUGGUGACAUGCUGUGCAGGGAGUGUUGGUCUCAAAAGAGGAGCUGAAACAGAAAAGUUAACAAAUAUGCGGAGAUGGGAGGAAAUACUUAUUAUUUUGCUGGAGAAAAGACUCCAAUCUAUUGCAUUUAGUACACUGAUUUGAUAUCAUCAAAGUACUUUUAUUUCUUUAUACUUACGAAGGUAACACUUGCACAUUGCUUUUUGAUUUGAAGUUCCUGAAAUUCUAGACUUGUAAGUUUACUUUUGUGGAAAUGUAACUCUUUUUUAGCUGUAAGGCCAGCUCUGUUUACUGUCUAAUGAAAGGCAUUGAGGAAGGCUUUUUUACAGAUGGUCAUCUGCACAAGGAAAUCAGAGGCUUUCGCUGCUGUCUGAGAGUGCAUGAGUUCACCAUUUACGAAAGUGCCUCAAAAACUGUACCGUAGGGAAUAGAUUCAAUGCUGGCUUGAGAGGAGUCAAAAGCUGUGAUCAGAUCAGGGCAUUUGCUUGUUGACAUUGUGCCCACUGUUCAGUGCAACAUUGUGGUGUUUACAUCAUGAAAUGAUGAUUUGUGGGAAGACAAAAUUUUUUUAAUAAAACAAACAAAUUGUGGCUGCCAAGUUUCUUGUUUCUCUUUUUACAAUUUCUAAUACUUGUUGUUAUCUGUUAUUCAUGUUUGAUACUAUGCAUCUUUUCUUGUUUUAUUUGCAUUUACCAAAUUAGAUAUGAUGUUUUCUGUUCUUUGCUGAAUUUUUUUCUUUCUGUAUCAUGCAACCUGAAUAUAAUAACAAUGUGGCGAAAUAUGGAACAGAUCUGUUGCCUUGCUAAUUUAGACAGAGAGGGAUAUGUGUAAUUUCAAUGGGAAAAUGUUGUAGACCAACAGGUCAGGGCGGGUGUGAAGAAAGAUUUAGGACCCGAAGAAAACACCCUGCAAUGUUUGUAGACUGAGUCAGAAGUCUUUUCCUUGACUGUAAGGAAAUAGACUGUCCAUGUAGAUAUAAGUUUGUUAAUGUAUUAGGGAGUGCCUAACAUUUUCGGAUCUGUGAGGCCAUUGUUUGUGAAAUAUACGUUCUUUUUUUUUUUUACUACUGCAUAGGUCUGUUCUAUUACUGCUGAUAAAACAUUCCAUUGUGCCUAUAAUCUAAUGCCUUGUCUGUUUUUCUGUGGCCAUAUUUUCAAGCAUGAAAAGGCUGGGGAAAAAGUUGUCUUGAUAAUUCUGUGGAUGAUUUGAUUACAGUUGUAACAACUUUAUGAGAUUGGAGUGAGAGAAAUUGUCCACGUACUGAAAAGUCAAGUGCAAUAUUUUGUCUUUUGUUUUUUUCUGUUCAAUACUUUUGUUGCCCCAUUCCAAAUGCUGCUACUUUCCCUUCCAACCACUCGUGCGGCCGUUCCGGUUCUGUUGAAACCAGGGAUGGUUGGAGGGUGUUGCUUUUAUGUCUUUCUUCUUUCCUCCCCUGUUCCCCAGUGUGUGUGAUUUGACCAUGAUUGUGUGUGUGAGUCGAAGAACUUUGCUCAACCCCAGACAAAGCAACAGAGGAAGAAAAUCUUCCUGAAAGAAUUGGGCUAUAUUUGCUGUCCUUGAAUGUGUGACUUCGCCUGUCAUUUUUGUUUCAAAGCGAUUCUGAAUCAGUACCUGUGCAUAAUACAUAUCAUUGUCUUCAGUGUGGUGUAAAGUUUUUAUCAAAGGUUCUUAUUUUUUAAAACCAAUUUACAGGAUGUGUUGCCGUAAGUAUAUGAGCUGCAUAUUGAAAUCAAGAGACAUAAUUUAAUUUUUUAGAGCCUUUUUAGUGAAUAUCAGUGACACAGGAACUGGCAUAUAAGACUCUAAAAUUAAUGUGUGAGUCUUUUCUCUUCUCUGAAUAAUACUUUUUUUUUCUGAGUACAUUCUUGUAGAGUAUGGGUUUUGCUCUUGUUUUUGUUGUAUGACUCCAUGAAUGAAUAUAAUGAUAUGUGCUAAAAUGUUAUAGAGAGACUUACCAUGUUUUAUCUGACCUGAUGGAGACCAGUACUACAGGGCUAUGACAUGCAGAAUGCCCAUUGUAUUUCCUUUGGGUUGAAAUUAUUCUGCAGGAUUUGUUUAAAUCCAAACAUGAUUGGCAAAAAAAAAAACGACAAAAGAUGUAGAGAUAGACGAAUAAAA